This is a messenger RNA of Choloepus didactylus (southern two-toed sloth), 1325 nucleotides long. RefSeq names its product orofacial cleft 1 candidate gene 1 protein-like. The record is from RefSeq and is a predicted model, not a curated record. Lineage: Eukaryota; Metazoa; Chordata; Mammalia; Pilosa; Megalonychidae. Gene Ontology annotation, cellular component: perinuclear region of cytoplasm. The transcript has a single exon. The coding region runs from base 419 to 829 and encodes 136 amino acids.
AAAAUAUGCAGCACAGAAGGAGAAGCCAGAAGCUGGAAAUAAGUGAAUCCAGAAGAGAGAGGAAGACACUGCUGUAUCUUGCCAAGUGACAAACUAAGAACCAAGGUUCACAGCAGCCAUCCCUAGAUCCACCAGUCUUUAGGAAGAAAGCAAGUGAUGAUGCCUUGAUUUGAACUUUUCCCCAGCCUCAAACUUUUCAUUCGGUAAUGAUGUGGAGGCUUGUGUCCCUCAAAUGCUUUGUGGCGUUGCUGUCAGCCUUUGAUUGUUUCUGCAACCAUUCCCUAAGCCUGUAAUACAUCCAUGCCACUUGUCUACAGAAAGUUUGAAAGCAGUGAAAUUGAUCUAAACAUUUUUGUGAACAACUGAGCAAGGUACUUGAUUUAAAUCUGUGCAUUGCCAAGAGGAAGGAGCCAACGACAUGGAUAGAGACAAGUUUCAGCAGAAGGCUCUGAAGCAAACUAAGCAGAAGAAAUCCAAGUCGGCUGAAUUUUUGAUGGUUAAAGAAGAUAGAGAAGCUACACAGGGCAUUGUAAAUCCAGCUUUUCACAUGAGCAGCCCAGAUUUCUCAGCAUAUCAGACUUCAGAAGAGGAAGUUAUUAGACAUGACAUGCCAGAUAGGACCCUUGUAGCUCACCAGCAGAAACUCUGGCUGCCAGCCUCUGCUGAAGCAAAAGGAAAUGAAUACAGCAGAAAUUACUUUGACCCACUGAUAGAUGGGGAAAUAAACCCAAGACAGUGUGGGAUGGAGAUCAGCAGAAAGGCACCUCUACAAGUUGAUGAUAGAAUUCUCUAUAAUCAGUUAAUGAAGGUGCUUGAUGAGACUGGAUGAGAAGAAACCCAAGAUAUGAGCAUCAAGUCAGGGACUUUGGAUUCUGAAGCGCCGAUGAGUUCUGAUGAGAGUUGUGAAAACCACAAAGAGACUGAAGAAGCUUUCCCUUCUUACAUUGAGCACUUUGAAAGAUUUGCUCAGAUAGACAUAAUUCUGCUUGUUACCUCUUUAUUAAAAUAGAACAGGUAGUUGGAUUCCUUGAAGAUUACAGGGCUUUUGUUUUUUAUAUCCUCAUUCUGUAAAAGCUAAGCUGAGAAGCAGAAUGCUCACAUGCUGGAUUGGUCUGAGGCUUACCUGCAAGGGGUCAGCACAGUGUCCGAGAGCCCAAUAAGAGUUGAAAUCAAGUCUGAAUUUUUGCCACAUCAUUAUUAGGAAAGAGUAUAAAAACAUUCAAGAGAAUUUAAGUGUUUCACAAAUGUGGCCACUGUUCCCUUCUGACAAUGAAACAUGAUCCUCACUAUUUGCUAAUCUAUAUGUCUUAAAUUACAUGAAAUGU